This is a messenger RNA of Ailuropoda melanoleuca (giant panda), 1603 nucleotides long. RefSeq lists its product as uncharacterized. The coding region runs from base 278 to 898 and encodes 206 amino acids. The transcript has 4 exons. Lineage: Eukaryota; Metazoa; Chordata; Mammalia; Carnivora; Ursidae. The record is from RefSeq and is a predicted model, not a curated record.
UGUAGCCCGGGCUGCAGUGAAGGAGGCGGAGUCUGAAUAUCCUGGUGGAGAUUUUGGUUCCCCAACCUGGGGGUCUUAAAGAGACCGACUCUUGGGAUUUUUAGCGGAGGACCGGGCUCCGAGUGAGGGGUCCGUGUAUCCCGGGCGAGUCACUCUUCGAGGGGAUCACUUGAGUGAGCCGUGGUAAAUCAGUCUCUGCAGACAACACUCUAAAGAUGCUGACCGGAUGGGUGGUAUAGGAUGAAAAAGCAUUCAGAAUACAAGAAACUAAGAAGUAAUGAAAGAGCACAGUGGAGUAAGGAGACACUUUGAAGAACAUGGCUCUGCACCUAGGAGGAGAAAUCAAAUGUACCAGUACUAUCCAUCCCCACUGUCUUUUGGGAGUGUGAGAAGCAAAUACUUUGUCUCUUUAGUUCCUGAGUCUCCAGGUCAAGAAGAGUGGCAUCCAGAGCUGAUGUGGAAACUACUGUGUAAUUUCAUAGAGAGCCUUGCUUUGAGCAGUGAUUGGAUGGAAGUUUUGUAUGUUUCCCUUGGAGAGGGGUUAAGUGUAUUCAGCCUGGAGAAAGGAGAGGAAAACAGAUAUUUGGCCCUGGGCAGGGCAAACCUGAAACAUUGUAUUACUAAUGAUCAAUCUCUGGUUUCCUAUCUUGUGGGAGGAUUAUACUUCACUACGUUGUCAAACCCAGUUGUGGUCAUAAGAACUGCAAAGGGCCAUGUGAGCCGAAGUGAUGUGUGUCAUUUCCAAGAGGAAGCUUUUAAAGUUACUACAUGCUUUUCCACGCUAUUGCUUUUCCACGCUAUUUCUUUUCCUGCCACAGUUACUGGAAAUAUUCCAGAUAGCAACUACCCGGCCACACUAGGCAAGUUUUCAGGGUCAAGUACUGCAUUGGGGAUUUAAUGUACAGUACCCCGUGUACCACUGCAGCUUGUGAGGACCAGCAAGGCCAUUGGUUUUGCUCUGGAAGUGGUCCUGGUGGGUGCUGCAUGGAGGCAGCCAUCAGGCAGAAUGAGGAGGAAUGGAGAGGGGGGAGAAACAAAAAUCUAAACAAAUAUCUUCCUGCUCACCUUCUAAAAGCCUAAAUUCCAACACACGCUUGAAUCGUACACUAAGAAUAACCACUAACAAAUUCAACAGUUAGAAUGUGAAUUUAACCCACAUGACAUUUACUUCAUAGGACAAUCCAACGGAGACUUUAAUGUGAGUAUGCUUAAGGUGGUUAAAUAGAGAAAUAAAAACACAGCUUACAUGAAGCAUGCACAAGAAAUCAUGAACCAAACACAUAAAGAAAGGAUCAGUAUUUUCCAUAUUAGAAUUUCCAGGAAAAGAGAAGAAGAGAAUGGCAAAUAAUAAAUAUCAGAAGAGAUAAAGAAUUUUGGAAUUGAUAAGAGCAUACACUGCAUAAAAUAGCCUCAACAUAGAUAAAUUUACCCAUAAGUGCAUCACAGAGAAACUGCAGAUCAUCAGAGAAAGACAAAAAUGUUAAGAGUUAUCAGAGAGUGAAAAUUAGCCAUGUACAAAGUCCUGUGGAAGCCUCAACACACCGUAUUCUCAGAGCACAUUACUUUUAAAUGAGAAUAAUGAUAAAAGGAAAAUAGUACAGGA